Molecule: messenger RNA, 495 nt
Organism: Molossus molossus (Pallas's mastiff bat)
Lineage: Eukaryota; Metazoa; Chordata; Mammalia; Chiroptera; Molossidae
Product: cortistatin-like
Exons: 3
Coding region: 1-495 (164 amino acids)
Biological process (GO): regulation of cell migration
Cellular component (GO): extracellular region
Molecular function (GO): neuropeptide hormone activity
Source: RefSeq, a predicted model, not a curated record
AUGGCCUCCUGCUUGCUGUACGUGUACAAAACAGCUGCAGGUCGAACAAAAGAUACCCUGCUCCCAGCCUCUAAAGAAGAAACCUACGUCCACAAAACACGGAUUUCAGGGCUGCCAAGAAAGAUGCACAGUCGCAGAGCUGGAGAGGAGCGCCCCUCAGCCCGCAGAAGGCCACUGCCCCUCUGCCUGCUGCUGCUGCUGCUGCUGCUGCUGCUCUCGGGGGCCGCCGCCGCCCCGCCUCCGGAGGGCGGCCUCCCUGGCCACCACAGUGACAGCGGGCAUAUGCAGGAAGUGGCAGAAAUAAAGAAAAACAGCCUGUUGACUUUCCUUGCUUGGUGGUAUGAGUGGACCUCCCAGGCCAGUGUGCCCUUCACGGGAGGGGAAGCCAGGGAGGUGUCCAAGCGGCAGGAAGGCCCGCCCCCUCAGCAGUCCACACGCCCAGAUAAAGCGCCCUGCAAGAAUUUCUUCUGGAAGACCUUCUCCUCCUGCAAGUAA